AUGGCUGAUGUCUUCAAAGGCCUGAACCUCAUUGAGGCUCUCAAAGAGUCAAUGGAGAGCAACAAGUUAUCUGAUGUGAAGGACGCCAUGGACGAUCUACUCAUCAGUAGGAUCAACCUAGCUGUUGUGGGCGACCGUGGAGAAGAAAAAGCCUCCUUCAUGAACUCCCUUCGAGGCCUUGGGCCUGAAGAUGAGGGUUCAGCCCCUUUUAAAUCUCCUGUUGCACCAACAGAAGUAGGUGGUUACCCACAUCCUAAACACCCUGACUUCCGACUUUGGGAUCUACCACCUGUCCCAACCACAUCCCCAUUUGAACCAGAGCGAUACAUGAAUAGAUAUAAGUUCCUACGUUAUAAUGCUGUUUUUAUGACAUUUACUCAAAUAAUCCUAUCCAACAGUGUGGAUGUUUUUUUGGAGGCUCUUUCACUGCAGCGACAAACUGUGUACUUUAUUCUCUUAGCUUCUGUGGAAAACACAGAUAAGAACCUGGAAGAAACGAAGAAAGCAAGCCUGGAAGUACUGAAAUCACAGGGUGUGAAACAGCCUAAAGUCUACCUGGUUAGACCUUCCAAUCUUGAGAAGUGUGACUUUCCUGGCCUCUUGGAAGACAUAGUAAACGACCUUCCUGAGAUCCGAGCCCACGCUCUUCUGCUGGCUUUACCAACACUCACACCAACACUGGUCACCCUGAAAAAGGAGUCAUUUAAAGCACUUAUAUGGGCAGCUGCUUCAAUAUCCGGUGGGAUGUCAGCCAUUCCUGUUCCCCUUGUAGCAUCUAUGGUGGACUCAAGCAUUGCUGUGCGGAUUUUGACAAAAGCCCAAUUAUCUCUGUGUGUUGAUGAUGAAUCGGUUGAGCGUCUGGCCCGACAGCAACAGCUGGAACCAACAAGGCUUAAAGAAUUGCGAACUUGUGUGUUGUCAGUGGAGGUCACUAAAGUGGAGAUUAAAAGAAGGCUUGCAGCAGCGGAGAAGGACUUGGGUACAGUUUCAUCAAAGUUAGUGGAAAUGGCAUUGCCUAGACAUGCACGCUCAGCCAGCCGCUCCUUCACUGCAAUGCUGCAAGCUUUAAAUAGUGCUAUUGAUGAAAUGGCUGCUGAUGCUGAGAAGAUAGUUGCAGCUGCUUUGGGAGGGGAGAAAUGAAACACUUUUUUAUGUGUAUGCUGUGUCCUGCUUCUGUGUAGGGUAACAUCACUUUUAUGUUAGGAUAUUCCUUUACAGCUUGGGAAAUAAGUAUUGAACACAUCAAUGUUUUGUUUGUAAGCAAAUAUUUUUCUAAUGCUGUUGGCAUGAAAUCCACAUCAGAUAUUGAUAACCCCAGUGAUCCAAACAUACAGAUAGAUCAAAAUAAAUUAUACCGUAAAUGACGAGCAAUAAAAUUGAAAAGCACAGGGUAUAAUUAUUGAACAUGCAUUUUGAAAUGUAAUUGGUCCUCAGAAUAGCUUUUUUGUGUAAUGACCGCAUCAGAACAUCUUCCAUAUGUCAAAACUAAUUGCAGGCAUUUCUCAGGUGUGAUUUUUGACUUCUUCUACACAAACAGUCUUUCUUGAAAGCUCUGGUGAUCUCCAGUCUCUCUUUGGAUUCAUGUUGAGUGAUUGCAACAGCUUUCUUUUCUUUUUAUGAAACCAACUGAAAGUUUCCAUUGGCUCUAUGUUUUGGAUGACAGUAUUGAUGAAAGGUUCACCCCAUUUUAUCUUCAGACUCUGAUCAAGAAUGUCUUGAUAUAUUUCUCCUUUCAUCCUGUCUUCAAUUAUAGGAAGUCAGAAAACACCAUGUCAUGAAAGACAGCCCUAUAUAUAGCAUGGCGUUCUCACUUCCAGACUUCAGUAUUGGUUUGGUGUAUUAAAGGGGAUGCACAAAGGAAUUUCUCUCCAAACAUGGUGUGUGGAGGGGGGCUCAUUUAUUCUUACAAUUUUACAAGAUAAUUUCAGUCUGUAGUCAAACAUUUUUUAUUUUACUUUCCUUUAUCAUGC
Messenger RNA from Girardinichthys multiradiatus, 1970 nucleotides. It is a transcript of the gene irgq2, whose product is annotated as immunity-related GTPase family, q2. The record is from RefSeq and is a predicted model, not a curated record. NCBI's taxonomy places the organism in Eukaryota, Metazoa, Chordata, Actinopteri, Cyprinodontiformes, Goodeidae. The transcript has a single exon. Gene Ontology annotation, molecular function: GTP binding. Gene Ontology annotation, cellular component: membrane. The coding region runs from base 1 to 1140 and encodes 379 amino acids.